AUGCAAGAGGGUUUCAAUUUCAACCAGGUACCAUCAAAAUCCAAAGUGAAAAGAGCAAAAGGAGAGAUUAUAGAAGUUCAUGGAGGCCGGAUUGUUCGAUCCAAUGGAGGAAAAGAUAGGCACAGCAAAGUGUGCACAGCAAGGGGACCGAGGGACCGCCGAGUUAGACUAUCACCAAACACUGCAAUUCAAUUCUACGAUGUGCAAGACAGGCUUCGCUAUGACCGUCCCAGUAAAGCCAUUGAUUGGCUCAUGAAGGAAGCUAAAGCCGCCAUUGAUGCACUUGAUGAACCGCCAUUGAUGAGAUCAACGGUCCAAGAAGAUCAGUCCCCAAAUCUGAAGAUCCAUCAAGAAAGUAGUUAUUUUAACAAAGAAGACGACUCCAUUUGUAGUUUGAGUUUCUUUUCAAUGGAAAAUAGUGCGACACCAUCACCUUCUACUGAGUUUCAGGCCUACCCUAAUGACGAGUUCAACUCAAUUCUUUACCCGAGUUAUCAAGAAGGACUCGUUCCUGCAAUAAAUCUUUCACGUUUGGAUACAAAUAUGGAAAUUUCUAGACCCCAAAGAAUUUUCACUUGGAAUCAUGCCAGUGCAAAUUCUAACAAUUUUAUAAACUCACUGCCAGAUUUAGGCCAAAAUCAGAUCUUUUCUCAAAGGGAACCCCUUCAGUCCAGUAUAAAUUAUCCUCCGGUUUACAGUCCAUGA
Messenger RNA from Fraxinus pennsylvanica, 705 nucleotides. The record is from the annotation of a GenBank genome assembly. NCBI's taxonomy places the organism in Eukaryota, Viridiplantae, Streptophyta, Magnoliopsida, Lamiales, Oleaceae.